Racocetra fulgida is the source of this 209-nucleotide messenger RNA. The record is from the annotation of a GenBank genome assembly. Lineage: Eukaryota; Fungi; Glomeromycota; Glomeromycetes; Diversisporales; Gigasporaceae.
AAAAAACUUCACCAGUUAAAAAAACUCAAAAAACACUCUUCUCGUUCUUGGGCUUACCUACUCCAAGUACAAGUAGGCUAGAAAUAGAAGAGGAUGAAAUACCCGCUAUUGACAAAUCAAAUGUUGCUCUAGCUAGCAGUACAGAUAUGGACGGCUCGAGUUCCGGAAAGGAGUCUGAGGAGCUAACCUUGGGCAGAAGAACCCUAAGA